Messenger RNA from Daldinia childiae, 1131 nucleotides. RefSeq names its product Norsolorinic acid reductase A. Lineage: Eukaryota; Fungi; Ascomycota; Sordariomycetes; Xylariales; Hypoxylaceae. The transcript is spliced from 3 exons. The record is from RefSeq and is a predicted model, not a curated record. The coding region runs from base 1 to 1131 and encodes 376 amino acids.
AUGAACGUAGCAUUACCACCAGCACCUGAACCCCAAUCCCCUCUAGCUCGCUACCGCUUGCUUUCCCCUACGGCAUCGAUCCGUGUCAGCCCGCUAUGUCUAGGUGCUAUGAACUUCGGGGAUGCUUGGAAAGAUUUCAUGGGUGAAUGUGACGAGAAAACCACCGAAGAAAUCCUCGAUUAUUUCUAUAAUCAGGGGGGUAACUUCAUCGAUACGGCAAAUAACUACCAGUUUGAGGAGUCGGAGAAACGCAUUGGGGCAUGGAUGAAGAAACGCGGUAACCGGGACCAAAUGGUCAUCGCAACCAAAUUUUCGAUUAACUUCCAGGCCGGGCCGCGUAGUAAGGGGGGGAUUAUGAUUAAUUUUACUGGCAAUGGUUCCAAGAGCCUCCACGUCUCGGUGAAUGCUAGCUUGGAAAAACUACAGACCAGCUACAUUGAUUUGCUUUACGUACAUUGGUGGGACUUUUCUACCAGCAUCCCCGAGGUGAUGCAAUCGCUCAACCAUCUCGUCGCAGCCGGCAAAGUGCUUCACCUGGGUAUAAGUGACACGCCUGCUUGGGUUGUCAGCAAAGCCAAUGAGUAUGCCCGUCAAAACGGCCUCCGGCAGUUCAGCGUGUACCAGGGUAGAUGGAGCGCGUCACAGCGGGAUUUUGAACGCGAGAUUAUCCCCAUGUGCCGUGCCGAGGGUAUGGCUCUUGCUCCCUGGGGAGCUCUAGGGGGCGGGAAGUUCAAGUCCGAAGAGCAGCGCAAAAGUGACCCCGGGCGCAAAAUCCAAGCUACCGAGGCUGAUAUUAAAGUCAGCCAGGUGCUUGAAGCAGUUGCCAAGCGAAAGAACACUCUCAUCACAAGUAUUGCUCAGGCCUAUGUUUCCAGCAAGGCGCCCUACGUAUUUCCCAUCGUUGGUGGCCGUAAUAUCAACCACCUGAAGGGAAACAUCGAGGCCCUGAAUAUCAAACUGUCUACGGAGGACAUUAAGGAGAUUGAGGCCGCGAUUCCUUUUGAUGUGGGAUUCCCUAACAACUUCCUCUACGGAGCCGAAAUGCCUGAAACUCCUGGCCAGCUAUGGAUCCUGGGUGUGGGUGGUACUAUGGAUUACGUGCCGGAGCCGAAGCCUCUUGGAAGAGAGUAA